AAACAGAUGCUGGUGGAGUCAGUGACGUCGACUCAGCUACAGGCAGACUCACAACCCACUGCUGCAAGGCAGACGACCAAGAAGAAGAAGAAGAAGAAGAAGAAGAAGAAGAAGAAGAAGAAGAAGAGGUGAUCUGAGAGAAAAUGAGCACACAGGGCCAGGAGGAGAAGAGAUACGACCCCAGUGACACCACUCUGAAGUUCGUCAACAGGCCGGAUGAUCUGGAUGCUUUCCCUCCGGAGGAGGGAGACCAACGUCUCCGAGCAGAGAUGUCCUGCGGUCACGCCGUCACCCCGGAGUCCCUCACCGCCUGGUGCCGCAGCCUGCUGGACCAGGGCCAGCAUACAUUUAAGUGUCCUGCUUUAAAAAAGGGCACUUUGCAAAAGUGUGAUAAAGAGUGGCCUUAUCAAGAGGUGCGCAGGCUGGCAGUGCUGACAACUGAAGAGAUGCAAUACUUCGAGGAGAAGAUCGCCCGUCUGGCUGCAGUAAAAUACUGUGACUUCAAAAACUGUCCCGGCUGUAAAACCUUUGUGGAGCGAGAGGACCCGACUAACCUCAACGUGCGGUGCACAGUGUGCACGGCGGACAAGAAGCAGGUUUACCACUUCUGCUGGCAGUGUCUGAAGGAGUGGAAAGGAGCAGCUCCGCGCUCCGACCGCUGCGACAACGACGGCUGCAUCAACCACGACCUGGAGGUGCUGAAGACCUGCAGCACCACGGCCCUGCCUCAGGUGCAGGGGGUGGACGCCUGUCCCUCCAUCCGGGCCUGUCCCACCUGUGGCCAGAGGCUGGAGCACGACAAGACGGGCUGCAAGAACCUCAUCUGUCCCCGCUGUCUGAAGGAGUUCUGCUUCGUGUGUCUGAAGCUCACUCCUGAGUGCCUGAAGACCAGCUCCUACUUCAUCUCCUGCAGUGACGGCGUGGCUCCCAGACAGACCUCCAUACCUGUGUGGCGCAGAAACUAACACACAUCUUCCCUCCUCGGGAUGCCGUUUACUGCCUUCUUCUCUCACACUCUCACACUCUCUUUGCUUCUGAAGCCAAACGUCAACACUUGUGGCCUGAUUUCUUCAUCUACAUCAGUAGUUCUCAACCUUUUUGAUUCUCGACCUCCAAUUUAACGUGCAUGUUGUCUCACUGAACAGAAUCUAAAAGUUCAGAUCAGACAAACUCAGUUGACAUGACGGAUUUUGGACAAAAAGACACAAAAUUGCCCAAAAAAGAAACAAAAUUACCAAAAAAAGACACAAAAUGGCCCAAAAAAGAAAUAAAAUGACCAAAAAGACACAAAAUGACCACAAAAUGAUCAAAACAGACACAAAAUGACCAAAAAAGACACAAAAUGACCCAAAAAAGACACAAAAUGGCCCAAAAAAGAAAUAAAAUGACCAAAAAGACACAAAAUGACCAAAAAAGACACAAAAUGACAAAAAAGACACAAAAUGGCCCAAAAAAGAAACAAAAUUACCAAAAAAAAAGACACAAAAUGACCAAAAAAGAAAUAAAUUGACCAAAAAAGACACAAAAUGACAAAAAAGACACAAAAUGACAAAAAAAAAAAAAAAACACUAAAAUUACCAAAAAAGACAUUAAAUGACCAAAAAGACUAAAACACAUGAACACUUUAACACAGUGGAGACAGAGCUGACUUCCAAAAUGAUUUGGUGACCCCCAGAAAUAAUCUCGCGACAAAAAAAGACACAAAAUGGCCCAAAAAAGAAAUAAAAUGACCAAAAAGACACAAAAUGACCACAGAAUGAUCAAAACAGACACAAAAUGACCAAAAAAGACACAAAAUGACCAAAAAAGACACAAAAUGACAAAAAAGACACAAAAUGGCCCAAAAAAGAAACAAAAUAACA
Molecule: messenger RNA, 1862 nt
Organism: Centropristis striata (black sea bass)
Lineage: Eukaryota; Metazoa; Chordata; Actinopteri; Perciformes; Serranidae
Exons: 4
Coding region: 144-965 (273 amino acids)
Source: RefSeq, a predicted model, not a curated record